GGUCUCAUGGGUGGCAUCGUCAUUAAUGGGCCAGCAACUGCCAACUAUGACAAGGAUCUCGGAAAUCUCUUCUUGAACGACUGUUCUCACCAGACCGCAGAUGAUUUAGCCAUCGAUGCGACAGCAAGUGGUCCCCCAACUCUCGAUAAUUGUCUUAUCAAUGGCACAAAUACCUGGACUGAGGACGAUCGCAUAGCUUUUGGAUCGCGUUUUGAAACUACAUUCGAUUCUGGAGCACGUUAUGGUGUCUGUCUUGUGAAUGGAGUCGCCGACACUCAUUUCAGAUUCAUGAUCGAUAACCAUACCUUGGAAAUUAUCGCUGCUGGCUUUGUUCCCACUAUUCCUUACAACACGGCUACAUUGAGCAUUGUAAUGGGAUAGCACUAUGAUAUUGUUGUCAUAGCUACUGAGGAAACUGACAAUUCCUGGCUCAGAGGCAUUCCGCUGGAAUCUUGCUCAGAGAAUGACAAUUUCGAUAAUGUUCUUGGCAUAGUCCGUUAUGAUAGCACAUCAAUCGAUGACCCGACCACUUCUACUUAUGCUUUCACAGACUCUUGCAAUGAUGAGGCAUUUGGUACAGUUGUUCCAUACCUUGCUCUUGCUACAUCUACUGCAGAUUUUGAGGAUGAUGAGGCGGUCACUCUUUCCAAAGUUGACAACACU
Molecule: messenger RNA, 663 nt
Organism: Botrytis cinerea B05.10
Lineage: Eukaryota; Fungi; Ascomycota; Leotiomycetes; Helotiales; Sclerotiniaceae
Gene: Bclcc11
Product: Bclcc11
Exons: 1
Coding region: 7-381 (124 amino acids)
Source: RefSeq, a predicted model, not a curated record